CAAGCUCUCUGACUUUUGACAGCAAAUAAUUUUAGUUUUAUUGUCAUUUUGAUGUUUGAGCACUCGGAACACAAUUGACGCCGAAACAGAAACAAAUUUCGAGAAGUACAGUUUUAAAAAUUGUUAAUCGCAUUUAAACCCACACCAAUCAAGAAUGGGGAACGUGAUGGCGUCUACCGCAGGCGUCGACAACUCCCGCGUUUCCGCCGGAAUGCGUUUGCCGGAGGUGCCCCUCGCCCCCUCGGCCCAAAUGCCGGCUCAGCUGGUGGAGGCGUUAGAAGCGGAGGUUCGCAGGAAGGAGUUGAGCAAUCCCGGAACGGUAGAGGAGCUGCACAGUCGGUGUCGCGACAUCCAGGCCAAUACCUUUGAAGGGGCUAAGAUCAUGUUGAGCAAGGGCUUGAGCAACAACUUUCAAGUGACACACACCAUCAACAUGAAUUCGUCGACGCCAAGUGGCUAUCGUUUCGGAGCCACAUAUGUGGGAACUAAGCAGUACGGUCCAAAUGAGGCCUUUCCGGUUCUCCUGGCUGAGAUCGAUCCUAAGGGUAACCUUAAUGCAAAUGUGAUCCAUCAGUUGACAUCUCGGCUGCGUUGCAAGUUCGCCUCCCAGUUCCAGGACUCGAAAUUGGUGGCCACCCAGCUGACUGGAGACUAUCGCGGCCGAGACUACACAGUGUCUCUGACGAUGGGCAAUCCGGGCAUUUUGAAGGGCUCCGGAGUGAUUGUAUGCCAGUACUUGCAAGCAGUCACCCAGAGGUUGGCCCUCGGCUCGGAGUUGGCCUACCAGUACGGACCGAAUGUUCCCGGCCGCCAAGUGGCGGUGUUGUCGGCGGUGGGACGGUAUGCCGUCGGUGAUUCCGUGUGGUCGUGCAACUUGGGUCCCGGUGGCUUCCACCUCAGCUACUACCAGAAGGCCAGUGAUCAGCUGCAGAUCGGAGUCGAGGUGGAGACAAAUUUGCGCCUGCAAGAGUCCACGGCCACAGUGGGCUACCAGGUGGAUAUCCCGAAGGCAGAUCUGGUGUUUCGCGGCAGUGUCGAUUCCAAUUGGCACAUUGCCGGCGUCCUCGAGAAACGUCUACAGCCGAUGCCGUUUUCGUUGGCCAUCAGCGGUCGCAUGAAUCAUCUGGAGAACAGCUUUCGACUGGGCUGUGGUCUAAUGAUCGGAUGAGUUGAAUUGAUUCAAUUAAAGACUACUUAUCUAACAAGAUAACGAUGCUAUUAAACAGUAGGAUUUUUUGUUCUUCUAUUGCAAAAGGGGAUAUACUGAAGGGCACGAAAAUUACAAGAAUAUCAAGUCAAGAAACGAAAAGAUAAAGUACCAAGACUAAGCUAGUCAAAAACUGCCGAAACCUCAUAUGCUUUCCACAGUGUUCGGAUUCGAAAUUUUAAAUUGAAAUAUAUAUAAUCAAGUCGUAUCAAA
Drosophila elegans is the source of this 1420-nucleotide messenger RNA. RefSeq names its product mitochondrial import receptor subunit TOM40 homolog 2 (gene tomboy40). Gene Ontology annotation, molecular function: transmembrane protein transporter activity. Gene Ontology annotation, biological process: protein import into mitochondrial matrix. Lineage: Eukaryota; Metazoa; Arthropoda; Insecta; Diptera; Drosophilidae. The transcript has a single exon. The coding region runs from base 155 to 1168 and encodes 337 amino acids. The record is from RefSeq and is a predicted model, not a curated record. Gene Ontology annotation, cellular component: mitochondrial outer membrane translocase complex; mitochondrial outer membrane.